Molecule: messenger RNA, 4316 nt
Organism: Sorghum bicolor (sorghum)
Lineage: Eukaryota; Viridiplantae; Streptophyta; Magnoliopsida; Poales; Poaceae
Product: putative disease resistance RPP13-like protein 1
Exons: 4
Coding region: 173-3343 (1056 amino acids)
Biological process (GO): defense response to other organism
Molecular function (GO): ADP binding
Source: RefSeq, a predicted model, not a curated record
UUUGUGGGCACAAACAAUUGUUGACUUCAGGUGCCAAGCCAAUCACGCGCAGAGCAACUGAGAUCGCCAACCAACGGACCACGAGCACGGCCGCCUCCACCGUCGCCUACUCGCCUGUUUGAGCGGACGCGCGGCCACCUGCCCGCCUCGUCGAGACUGCCGGCGACAGGGGAUGACAGGGGCGGCGGCGUUCGCUUCUGCGGCGCUGGAGCGUGCGGUCGGGACGCUCUCCUUGCUGCUCCCGGGCUUCUUCCCCUCUGCGAGGCACGGCGAGGAGGAUGCGGAGGAGCUGGGGCGGCUGGUGAGGACGAUGCGGCGGAUCCGCGCCGCGAUCGAUGACGGCUUCCCCAGCGGCGCGCCUGGCUCCGCUUCCGCGUCGGCCAAGCUCCGGCUCAGGGAACUGAGGGGCCUGGCCUAUGACGCGGAGGACGUGGUCAGCGAGUGCGAGUACGAGGCCGUGCGCCGCAGAGCAGAGGCCCUCGACGCAGUGGGGCGGGCAGGCAGCGACGGCGGCCGCCGCCGCCUCAAGCGCGUCCGACGGGAGGUAAUUGAUGACUACUUCAGUGAUAUUGAUAUGGUGCCUGCUGUACAUGAUUUAGCUGCAAGAGCAAGCAAAAUUAGAGUGAGACUCGAUGAGAUAAUCAAAGAAUAUGGAGAUCUUUGCAUGACUGAUAAUGAUGGAGAACAGCAGAUUGACCUUGCUACACAAAGGUCGCAACGUUAUACUAGUUCUAUUGUACAUGAGCCAAGUAUACAUGGAAGAGAGGUAGAUAAAAAUAAUAUUAUCAAAAUGCUGUUGUCAGAAGUAAGGCCUAUGUCUGUUCUGGCCAUUGUUGGCAUGGGAGGACUUGGUAAGACAACACUAGCUCAACUGGUGUUUAAUGAUCAAAGGGUACGCCAGUCUUUUGACAGACUUGCCUGGAUAUGUGUGUCUGAUCAAUUUGAUCUGAAGAUAAUAACUAGAAACAUUAUUAGUUCACUUCAGAAGCAGAAGUAUGAAGCAUUGGAGUUGAAUGAUCUUCAGGAAGCUUUGAUAGAGCAAGUAGAGAGAAAGAAACUUCUAAUCGUAUUAGAUGACGUAUGGAAUGAGCGCAGGGCCCCUUGGGAUUCUCUUUGUGCCCCAAUGAUGACUGCAGAACUCUGUAGGAUUAUUGUUACUACUCGCAGCAAGACUGUUGCAAGCCUUGUACAAACAAUGCCUUCUUACUCCUUGAAUUGCUUGACUUCUGCUGCUAGUUGGUCCUUAUUUGAACAAAUCACAUUCGAAGGUCAAGAUCCUGCUGCUUAUGCAAAUUUCAUACAGAUCGGUGAGGAGAUUGUGGAGAAGUGCAAAGGUUUGCCACUUGCAAUCAAGACCCUUGGAAGCAUGUUGCGUUAUGAAACUGACGAGGAGAGAUGGAAAUAUGUCUUGGAGAGUGAUCUGUGGGACUUGGAUCCACAACAGAAUGAAAUUGUCCCAGCACUGGAACUGAGCUACAGCCACAUGCCAGUUUACCUGAAAAAGUGUUUUAUGUCCCUAUCAUUGUUUCCUAAAGAUUAUCAUUUUUCCCAAGAUAAGUUAAUUUUCCUAUGGAAGUCACUAGGUCUUCUUCAUACUGAUGAUGUAUGGGAUAAGGACAGAACCGGAAAGUUAUAUCUUUCUGAUUUACUUAAACGAUCUAUUAUUCAAUGUAAUGAACAUGCAUACACCAUGCAUGAUCUUAUCCAUGAGCUUGCAUGCUGUGUAGCAGGUGAAGAGUUUCUUAGACUUGAGAAUGAUAUACCAGCUCAAAUAUCAAAGGAUGUUCGGAAUAUAUCCAUAUUCUUACCAUGGACAUGUGUGACUUCAAAAUUAGAACAUUUUCAUGGGUCUAGUGCUCUAAGGGCUGUCAUACUGAGUUCAAUGGAGGGGCUUGGUGGUCCAAUUGAAAUAUCUGAAGAGCUAUUUGUUUACUCCAAGCAGUUACGUACUAUUGUUUUGGAUGGGGUUUCACUUGCAAGACCAUCAUUACAUGAUUCAGUGGGCAACUUGAAGCAUCUAUGUCAUCUGGUUCUUCGAGACAUAGGAGGAUUGGAGCUUCCUAUCUCCAUAUGCCAGCUCUUUAACCUGCAGACCUUAGAUGUGACAACUUCUGGUAACUUGAAACCAGCAUGCAUUCCAAAUGGAAUUGGUCGCCUAAUUAAUCUGCACACACUGCCUGUUAUCACUGUUAAAAGAGGCGCUUGGCAUUGUAAUCUAAGGGACCUGAAGGACUUGCAAAAUCUUAGUGGAAAGCUAUGCUUAAAAGGAUUAGAUAAUGUGACCAGUGUUGAUGAGGCAGAAGAAGCAAAUUUGUUCAGUAAACAACAUAUCCGAGCUUUAAAUUUGAUAUUUCCUGAUGGAGAUUGGCAAUACUGCAAACAUGGCCAGGAGCCUGCACCAACUACAGCUUCUCAUGAGGAAAUACUAGAGAACUUGCAACCACAUAGUAAUCUCACUGAACUUUCUAUAGAAGCUUGCAGAUCAUAUAGAUAUCCUAGUUGGUUGGGUGACACUUCCUUUUCAAAGGUAACAGUGAUAAGAUUGGAAUAUUGUCAAUUUGAAUGCAUGCCACCACUUGGUCAGUUGUUGACCUUGCAGUAUCUUACAAUUGCUGAGAUGUCGAGAAUAAAAAGCAUUGGACCAGAGUUUUGCAGCCUCAAUCCAAAGACAACAGGAUUUAAAUCACUGGUGACCCUGGCAUUUGACAGUAUGCCCAGAUGGUUACAGUGGUCCGAAGUGGGUGAUGGUUCAUUUACCUGCUUACGCACUCUGAGCAUUCAGCAUGCCUCUGAACUGAGAUCCCUGCCAUGUGCACUUUCUUCAUCCUUGGCCCAAUUGAAACUGCGGGAUUGCAAAAAUCUGGUCAGAAUUCCUCGUCUCCCUUUGCUCUUUAAACUGGAUUUACGUCAGUGUGAUAAUUUAACUGAACUCCCUGUGUUCCCGAUGCUUCAAAGACUGGACAUAGGUCAGUGUUCCAGCAUAGCUCGACUUCCUGACCUCCCACUACUUAAGGUUCUUAUACUAAGAGAUUGUCCAAACCUGACUACUGUUGUUCACCUCCCAUCACUUAUUAGCAUCCAUGUCAAAGGAGGAUUCAGAAAUGAGCUGUUGUACCAUUUGACAAACUGCCACCCAUCUUUGGAGAAUAUAUUGAUUGUUUCUGAUUCCAUUGAGCGCCUUUCCGUGGAGCCCCAAAAUCUUCCAUCGCUAGUAUCAUUAAAGUUGAGCUGCCCUAAUCUGCAAUUCUGUGAUGGACUUGCUGGACUUACAUAUCUAAAAGAACUGAAGGUCUAUGGUUGUCCAAAGCUCAGUGUUUCUAAUCUGCAUUCAGGUCAACUCUGAAGUCUGAAUUCAGCAGCAGCUACAUGAAGUUAUUUCCAAUAUUGGAAUUUUCGUAUGUAUUUUUUCUUCAAGGGUGGACAACCAGGAAUGCACCUUGAUGGAUUUGGUUCUUUCUACUAUUUCACUUCAUAUUGUGUGGGCAGUGGGCACAUCUUUGCAGGUCAUGCUUAUGACUAUAAACUUUGGUAAAUCUUCAUAUAUUGUAUGCUCAAUUGUCGAUGAAGCGAUAAAUAAGCGCUUGUCCCCUCUUUUUUCGCGGGUUCUUAUUAAGUAACAGUGGUUGCAGCUGCACUUGUUGUUGCUACAGUAACGCGCUAUUGAUGAUGGUGGAAGCUGCACCGAACACGCCCAUAAGCCAUAUUGACAUCUCUCGGUUUUGUUUGAAAAGACGGAUCAGCCAUAGAUCUUCAUGGUCAUGUACGGUUUUGGGGUAGUAUCAGCACACGGCAAGAACAUGUAGCAUGAUGUUGCAGCGGAGACCAUGACGUUGCGGUAUGCGCGUCUUCUCUUGCUUGCAUGCUUGCUGAUGCAGCUGAGCUUGGUGUCUGUAAGAAGUGAUUGGCACCUCGGUGGAGUAGGGACAUCAUCGUCGUCUCUGUGCAUCUCCUCUAAGGCUCUAAUGGUGAGGUAGAGUCAGGAGCAAGGAAUGCACAUCUAGUGCUCGACGAAAUGCCAAGCAAGGAGCGUCUUGUCCUCCACACUACCUACUUCACCACCAGAGCUCUCGCAAGCUCACAUCAGAUAGGAAAUCAUCCAGGUACUCUCCGCUUUCAGAUUCAAAUAGGAAUGCUGAACAUUAACUGAACAAUGCAACAUUAGUACAAGUUUCUGAUAAGGCCUUUUCAGAGCACUGCAGGCUUGAUUGAAAAGUUAAACAACCUUGCAUCAAUAUGUCAGAUAAAGGUAUAGGAGUAGCGAGCCAAAUGGUUUUAUUUGUAUUACCUCAUCACGUACUUCAUUCUCCAUUGAUCCA